This is a messenger RNA of Haliotis rufescens (red abalone), 4340 nucleotides long. Its product is annotated as methyltransferase-like protein 25B. The transcript is spliced from 10 exons. Bases 9 to 2021 code for a protein of 670 amino acids. The record is from RefSeq and is a predicted model, not a curated record. Lineage: Eukaryota; Metazoa; Mollusca; Gastropoda; Lepetellida; Haliotidae.
GCGGCAAAAUGACGGAAGAGAAGGAAGCGUUCAUUGUCUGCAAGAAACAGACAGUCCAUGACAUUCACAGGCGAAUAAUAUACAUCAAAAACUUCCUGAAUCAAUACAGAUGGAUUAUGGAUGCAUAUGUAUCGGAUUUCUUUGUGUCUGAUUUUUGGAGUCGACUUCCUGGCAGCUGGACACAGUACCUGAGAACACUCUCCCCUCCACACCUGUCCUUCCUCCUCUGUCCUGAUGUACAGACCUACAGUGGCGUCCCCCCUCUGUCACUCUUGUCCUAUAGGAUGUGCGUCCUGAGUUUGGCUGCAAGACGUCAACCAGUUGACCUGGACGAUGAACAGCAGAUGCAGAACAUCCUCAACAACCUGGAAGUCCCAAGACAACACACAGAGACAGCGCGACAGGGAAGUGAGGACAUCGACGGGGAGGGGUCCAGACAUGACCCCGAGUCACGUGAUACAAGCACACAUUUUGUCCCCCGUGAAGAGUGGCGCGGGGUGAUGAAGAAUGGCCAAUGGAUGGAGUUAGAACAUGUCUACAGGAAACAUGUCAAACCCAAGAAACAGCAUGAGAUUCAGAAGCUGAGCCAGACUAUCAGCCAUCUUUGCUGCCAGUGUCGGUGCUCGCAGGUUGUGGAUGUUGGGGCAGGCCUAGGUCACCUCUCAAGGCUCCUCACCUUUGCUCAUGGGGUUAAGGUCACAACGGUUGAGGCUGAAGGGGGUCAUGCUCCCAAGGCAGAACAGUAUGACAGGGAAACAAAGAAGAACAUCAGAAAAGCAAAACUGAAGAAACAGAAGCUGGAGGUGAGAGAGUCUGUGAAUGAGUGGCUGGAACCUGCUGGUCGGCUGCCCAGCCAUGUCGUCAGUCGCAUACAUGCUCACAUCUCUACCAGGGACUUCCUGGCUCUUAUCAAACACAACAGACAUGAGCAGCAGACAGAACAGUGCUGGGAGCAGACGGGCAACGGCAGCCAUCUUGAAAGUCAUCAAAUGAAUCAAAAUGAGAGCUUGAAGACUGUGUGUGCCAAUGGAACAGCGAGUAGGGGGAACGAUGGUAGUGUAGAAAGUGAUGUCAUCAAAAAUACCUUUUAUCAUGUUAAUACUCAAGAUGGAGAUGUGAAGGACACGGAUAGUCAGGACACGGAUAGUCAGGCCUUCGCUCCAAACAAAACCAACUCAUGUAUGUGCAAUCCAAAGAAAACAACCUCUGAUAUUACCAAAGAUAUUACAGAUACAAAGAACAUGUCAAAAUGUGAAAUUCAAAACAGAGACAGCAAUCAAAAACACCAGGUUACCAUGGAAACAGACAAGUCUGGGGAGGUAGAGGCCGAUGACCAGUUUGUGCUGGAUGGGCUCCAUGCCUGUGGAGACCUGACAUCCACCCUCAUCCGGAUGUUCGUCAACUGUGAGGCUGCUGUGGGACUCGCAUCUGUGGGCUGCUGCUACAUGAAGCUCUCUGUGGAGGGGGAUGUGCCAGGGUCAUCUGCCCAGCAAGACAUCGGCUAUCCCAUGAGUCAGUUUGUUGCUGGUCUGCAGGAUGCCAAUCUCACAUACUCGUCUCGGGAGCUGGCUUGUCACUUUGCGGAUUGUUACAUACAGAGGCUGAAAGACAACCCAGUGCACCUGAAGAUCCACAGCUACCGGGCGGCCCUCCAGUAUGUCAUCUUGGCAGUCAGACCGGACUUCCAGAAUGGACUCCUGAAGCUGACAGUCAAACGUGCCACCGAUCAGUCAUUUGAGAGCUAUGCAAAGAGUGCACUUGAAAAGAUUGGCUUUACAUCAGACAUUCCACCUGAAGUUUUGGGUGUUGCUGAGAGUUACCUCCCCUUAUGGAAGGACGUUGUUGUGUUCUACACCCUGAGACUGUGCCUGGCGCCGGUGGUGGAAACCCUCCUCCUCCUAGACAGGAUGCUGUACCUCCUGGAACACGGAGUCCCCAGUGUGCUGGUGCCAAUAUUUGACCCUCAGCUGUCACCCAGGAACUUUGUCCUCCUGGCCACCAAGGAGGGAUCAGGGGGUUGAGGUCAGCUUCAGACGUCUACUUGUGCCGUACUGGUGCAGAAUAUUCAGUUGCCUCUCAUGUCACAAUGAAGCAGAAUAUUCUGUUGCCUCUCAUGUCACAUUGAAGCAGAAUAUUCUGUUGUCUCUCAUGUCACAUUGAAGCAGAGUAUUCUGUUGUCUUUCAUGUCACAUUGAAGCAGAAUAUUCUGUUGUCUCUCAUGUCACAUUGAAGCAGAAUAUUCUGUUGUCUCUCAUGUCACAUUGAAGCAGAAUAUUCUGUUGUCUCUCAUGUCACAUUGAAGCAGAAUAUUCUGUUGCCUCUCAUGUCACAUUGAAGCAGAAUAUUCUGUUGUCUCUUAUGUCACAUUGAAGCAGAAUAUUCUGUUGUCUCUCAUAUCACAUUGAAGCAGAAUAUUCAUUUAUAUCAGACUGCCUCUGUAGUCUAGUAGAUAGAGCAUCUGCUCGGAAAGAGGAAAGUCGGUGGUUUGAUCCCUGGUCGUGUCAUACCAAAAUAUGUUGAAAGAUGGUACUUCUUGUUACCUUGCCUGCCAUUCAGCAUUAAGGAGAUAACACAAAGACUGGUUGGCUCGGUGACAGUAUACUGUGUCUGAGUGAGGUAUCCAUGUAAAACUAAGGCAUGAUAUCUCACUAUAUAACCACUAUUACUCCGGACUAGUUCACGCACGCACGCACACAUGCAGCCGCUAUACAAACGUAGAUUGAAUCAGAGUAUUCAGCAACACUCAUGUCACAUUGAAGCAGAAUAUUCAACUAUCCUUGAAUGUCACAUUGAAGCGGAAUAUUCAACUGCCCUUGCAUGUCACAUUGAAGCAGAAUAUUCAACUGCCCUUGCAUGUCACAUUGAAGCGGAAUAUUCAACUAUCCUUGCAUGUCACAUUGAAGCGGAAUAUUCAACUAUUCUUGCAUGUCACAUUGAAGCGGAAUAUUCAACUGCCCUUGCAUGUCACAUUGAAGCGGAAUAUUCAACUGCCCUUGCAUGUCACAUUAAAGCGGAAUAUUCAACUAUCCUUGCAUGUCACAUUGAAGCAGAAUAUUCAACUCUCCUUGAAUGUCACAUUGAAGUGGAAUAUUCAACUAUCCUUGAAUGUCACAUUGAAGCGGAAUAUUCAACUGCCCUUGCAUGUCACAUUGAAGCGGAAUAUUCAACUAUCCUUGAAUGUCACAUUGAAGCGGAUUAUUUAACUAUCCUUGCAUGUCACAUUGAAGCGGAAUAUUCAACUGCCCUUGAAUGUCAUUGUAUCCCAUUUGUGUAGAUUGAUGCUCAUGAUGUCAAUCACUGGAUUGUCUGUUGCAGCAACAAUUAUUUAAAGACUGCUGUCAUAUUGCUGGAAUAUCGCUAGAGUGUGGAGUUAAAACAACAACCAAACACACCAACAGGCAGUGUGCCAAGGCUGGGUGAGACUCCUUACAUGGAGACAGCAUGUAAACCACAUUUUUUGUUCCCCGCUGUGGAGAGUGGAAGGUCCGGGGUUUAAUCCUAGGCCGCAUCAUACCAAAAGACAUUAAAAGAUGGUACUUAUUGUUACCCUGCCUGGGAUUUGGUAUGAAGGUUAUACUGUGAGUGGGGUUUUCAUGUUAAACUGAGGCAUGGUAUCUCAAUGGGCUGGCACUAUUAAAUCGGCAUUAGUCCGGACAAUACAAGCAGCCACACACGUGCAUGCACAUCGCUAUUUAAGUACAAUAAUCUUCAAUGCGACAAUAAACCCCAUUUCACCUCACCUCCCUGCUAUGGCUGGAUUAAUGUUAAAAGCAGCAUAAAACUCACUCACUCACUUACAUCGAGUCAACCACUCAGAAGGCAUCUCAUGUCAAGGUGCAUUGUCUAUAUGACUACUAGGAGGUUUAUAACAUGUAUAAACCACAAUGAAGAACAACAAAAACAUUGCAGACACAUGAUAAUUUAUUCUUUGUUCAAAUAAGUAUAUGAGCAUAUGUCUGAGGUUACUCCAAGAUGCGAUAUGUAUAUAUAUAUGUAUGUUUAUAAAUAUAAAAUGCUGGUGUCUAUGUUGCCAUAAGACUCAAUCCUUGUAUGUGGAAAUAAUUUUUGAUUAAUUUCCUAAGGAAUCAACUCAAAAAUCAUUUAUAAGUAAAUUCAGUAAUUUGAUUUAAUUGAUCAAGAUCUGUGCAAAUCAACUCAAGCGUGAUGCUUGGGAACAAUUCUCACAAGAAAAUUAUCAUAAUGUUAAUGAUGAAAUGAAUCCCAUGACAAUAUAUAUACAUAUAAGAGUUCAUGGAGUGACAAUAUAAUGGUUCAGAUGAUAUUGUAUGAAAUAUAUGAUUAAUAUUUCAGCCAGUUUGUUACCUGUGGCGUAUCAAAAU